Molecule: messenger RNA, 539 nt
Organism: Cyphomyrmex costatus
Lineage: Eukaryota; Metazoa; Arthropoda; Insecta; Hymenoptera; Formicidae
Gene: ATPsynF
Product: ATP synthase, subunit F
Exons: 4
Coding region: 104-439 (111 amino acids)
Biological process (GO): proton motive force-driven mitochondrial ATP synthesis
Cellular component (GO): proton-transporting ATP synthase complex
Molecular function (GO): proton-transporting ATP synthase activity, rotational mechanism
Source: RefSeq, a predicted model, not a curated record
AUACUUUCUUUAUGCUAUGGCUCGCAUUGGAUGUUCAUAGGUAUAUACGUAUCUUGUUCGAUAAUAUCGUGAAAUUUAUUUAUAAAAAUUGUUAUUUUUCUCCAUGGAGAAUAAACUGCACUUUGGUGGUUAUCCUGUGGAAUACGAUCCUGUAAAACAUGGGCUAUAUGAUCCUGCACGCUAUUAUGGAAAACCUGACACUGCUUUCUUGGAUUUGAAACUCAAAGAAAUUCCUAGCUGGCUUGCGAGACGUCAAAAAAGCCCACAGGCACUUAUGGGAUUGUUCUCACGAGCGUUUUGGCGCUGGCAGCAUAAGUAUGUACAACCUAAACGAACUGGCAUAGCUCCCUUCUUCCAAGUUACAGUCGCUUCUAUGAUUUUUUUUUAUGUAAUAAAUUAUAAAAAGCUACGUCAUCACAAGAAUUACAAAUAUCACUAAUUGUGCAUGAUUAAUGAGAUAGUGUCUGUGGAUCUGUUUUUUUGUUCCUGCACUGUCUGAACUAAUACACACGGUGCAAUAAGUUAAAGUGAAACAAUAU